GAGGGUUAGGUGCUCCAUCCCCGGACUAUAGUGGAACUGUCCCUACCUGAAUCCCUCGCCAUGGUUGAGGGAGAUGCUUAUCCCGUAGCAUUACGUUCUGGUCGUGUGAGCGCACACAAGCUCGCACAUAGCCGGCAUUCAAACAAUACACUCGUCGUAAGAUUGUCGUUGGAUUUUCAGUGACAAAACAGAUCGUUCAUGUGAAUCUUCGGCAACUUUUGUCCUCCACAAAAGAAAGAAAAAGAGUUUGCACGGCUUAUUCACGAUUGCCCAAAAAUGCUUUCGACUCUACUAGUCUCUAGCCUUAGUCGUACGACGAUGAUGUGACCGGGCCCUCACUGGGUUUUCCAUAGGUUCCUUUCCGCUCUAUGUAUUUAGAAAAAAAUCCGAAACGCAUAGAAAAUCCCGUUGUCCAAACAGUCUAAAUAUCUCCGUAAAUAAGAUGCGUCUAGCCAAUGACACUAUUUAGGGAUAUAUAAAUAACGCCCUUGGUUUAGCAUCAUUCGUUUUCUAUGAGGUCAUUGUUUCACCUGUAUUUGUUGAAACGUUACGGUCCGGUGGAUUUCCCCGAAUAGGUUCUCGUUAAAGCCACCAAUAUCUCACCACCCCACAGGAUUGAUCUUUUCUCGGUAAGUGAAAACAAACAAAUGUCGUCUUCCUGUGCCUUACAUGUGAAAACAAGUGUGGCAGACAAAGGUGGUCUUCGACAGGGGGAGUCGCAUUGUUCAGAAGUCAGCUGACCGCAUUUAAAAAUUAAUACCUCGUCGGACAGUAGUCAAACCGGUUGUGUGGCUAUAGACUACAGACACAGUACAGGUAGUCUGGUCACGAUAGUCUGUUCUUAGUGUUGUUGUUUGCGCUUUAUACAAGUGGGCACAGCACUGACACGGUAAAGAUCGGACUGGAGGCUGCACCCAAUAUUUGCAGACACAGAAUACUGACAGAACAACAUGGUACUCAGUUUCAGGAUGCAGACAGCGCUGUUCCAGGCUGUCCCCUUCCCCCCUGUGGUCCUCUGGCUGGUGGUCAGCACGCUUCUGGUCGGCAUCAUCAUAUCUGUCCGCCGUCGGAGGUCUUCAAGAGCCCAGAGCCCGCGUGCAAAGACGGAGUGUUGUAACGGUACAUCAGCGAAGAAGAUUCAAACGGAUUCCUACCACUCUGUAGAACUGUUAGGGACAAGUGCUGACUUGAGACUGACAAUCAGCAAGGAGACCAUCGAUGUGCAGUGUGACUGUCACUGUUGUAACACUGAUUUUCAGGACUUGGUAAAAGUGACAUGCGCAGACAAACCGUUGGAAAUUGUUCCGUUAGGUAUGCGGUGUUAUAAAGAACUCUUAUGCACAUUGAUCUUCAUGUUGCUUUACGAAGUAGCAUUCCAUGUAUUCUGGAGAGAGGACGUGCUUGUAGGAAUUGCAGCCAUCAAGUUUGUGCAGUUCAUGACAAUUGUGUUAGGUGUCCUCUUCGCACACGUCUCCUUGGUGCAAACAGAAGAUGGGCUAACACGCUUGGAGCUGGGAUUGAGAGUCAUCAUACAGAACAAGCUUGUCUGUUUAAUGAGUUAUGUGGCUCUCGAAAGUAUCCUACUGUACGGACGGGUUGCUGAGGUGAUUGUCGAGGUCUCAGAAGAUACCCUUUGUGGCAUCGUAGUUAUUUAUGUAUGCAUAUACUCAUCGACAAUUGGCGUGAUACAAAAUAUAUGUUUACAACCUCUCUUCAAGUUCACGAUCGCCACACAGAUACCCAUCAUUGUCAUCUUAACAAACCUGAUCAUCUCCGCUCUGUUAAAUACCUUCUUUCUCAUCAUGGCAUGUUUGUGGUUGAUGCUGUCUGUUACUCUGUUUGUUGCUGAGAUUAUUUCAGCCUUCAGACACAUAGACCACCUCCACAAGUCUGUAGUACAGAAGGAAUCGCUAGAUGGCGUUAUUAUAAAGGUGUGACUUGAACAAAGCUGCUUUACAACUGCAUGGAUUUUCAGAGCAUAAACAUUCCACGCCCAUUGGUGAGUUUUACAGGAGUCUUUAUCUUGAAAGUGCUGUCAGAUUAUGGACAGAUGGCUACACAGAAACGUAAGUUUUUUAUGACCAGAGGUAAAAAACUUGAGCUCUCAACCGGACUGUUUUGUUGUGGAACAGGCACCAUUUUUAUAUCACCCCAUUAAAUAGCACUGAGAACUCAAGAGGAAAUGCAAAUCAUUACUUUUCACACUUUCUCUUGGUGUCUCCAGAAACAAUCAGCGACACCACUGGCUCAGGAUACAUAACACCAUUGUGUCACACAUUUUUUCUUAACAGUGCAAUACUAGUAUGUGAAAUUGUUGUGGUACACAUAUCUAUCAACAUUUGCUUUACCCGACAUCACUGAUUGUACAAUCCAUUUCUGAUAUUACUUUGUUUUACAUUUUAUUGUCAAUGUACUUUUCAAAGGUUAAUUCACAAGAAAGUUUUUACUAUUGCUGCUAAUGCUUUUGCUUUUCUGACUGAGAGAACAAUUGAAUGUUUAUAUGAAUUCAAAGCAUUAUUUUGAUUGUAAAUAGCUUAUAAUUAUCAGCCUAUGGACUGUGUAGACAUUUUCAAAUUUAAUUUUGAAUUCAUGUAGUACAAAAUGAUAGGAUAGCAAUAAAUAUAUAUACUUGGAAUAAAAUUGAACUUUUCAUGUCUUCCUUGUAGCCCACAUGUAACUUUACAUAGUAAGAUAGUUAUUGAACAUUUGAAGUCUUAAUUAGUCGGAUAUUUGAGUAAAACGAAGACACAGAAAAACAGCAGGCACCAACGAUAGUUCAUGUCAUCUUAGGACAAAAAUUCAAUAGAUGUAAGGAUAUUCUUCCUGGUCAUUCUUACAAUUAUCAGUCUUAGAAACAUAUCUAUCACCCCUAAAAACAUAAGUGGAUCAGUCCUUUUCUGUAUAGAGAAUGUGAUAACUGGAUCACAAAAUUCUGUCGUGGGGGUAGGGGAAAAUAUCAGUGGUAAUUUUUUGGACAUAGAUAAACAUACUUCAACAAAAAAAGGCCAUGGAUACUUGACUUUUGAAGUUACAUACUGAAAGAACAGUAACCAUGCAAACUGUG
Molecule: messenger RNA, 3064 nt
Organism: Branchiostoma floridae (Florida lancelet)
Lineage: Eukaryota; Metazoa; Chordata; Leptocardii; Amphioxiformes; Branchiostomatidae
Exons: 2
Coding region: 951-1937 (328 amino acids)
Source: RefSeq, a predicted model, not a curated record